AACCUACCAACCAUUGUCAUUUCUGGUGAGUGCUUCACAACUCACACAAUCCUAAACUAUAUUCCAUAAAAUUAUUUAAAUUCCUUUUACGUCUAAUUCAAUCUUUAUUCCUGACCAAAUCAAAACAAGCAAAAUGCUUGACUACCUAGCCCUGGCUUUUGUGGUCGCGGUGAAAGUUUUCAAGAAAACUACUCCGAAUGGCAAAGUUACGGUUUACCUUGGCAAGCGCGACUUCAUUGAUCAUGUAGAUUAUUGCGAUCCCGUCGAUGGCGUUGUGGUGGUCGACACCGAUUAUCUGAAAGGACGAAAAGUUUACAGCCAGCUCGUUACGACGUACCGCUUCGGUAGGGAGGAAGAUGAGGUCAUGGGAGUCAAAUUCUCGAAGGAAAUGGUCAUUGGCCAAGAUCAAGUUGUACCAAUGGUCAACGCUAAAAUGGAAUUAACACCUGUCCAGGAGAAGCUCCUGAAGAAGCUUGGACCUAAUGCCUUUCCUUUCACAUUCACCUUCCCCGAGAUGUCUCCUAGCUCGGUAACUCUUCAACCAUCUGAAGAGGACCAGGGAAAGCCCAUGGGCGUAGACUACUGCGUGCGAACUUAUGUGGCCGACAAUGAAGAUGACAAGGGCCACAAGAGGAGCUCCGUUACUCUUGCUAUCAAGAAGUUGCAACAUGCUCCAGCUGCCCGUGGGCGACGCCUUCCUAGCUCCCUGGUGAGCAAGGGCUUCACCUUCAGCAACGGCAAAAUUAGCCUAGAGGUUACUCUCGACAAGGAGAUCUACUACCAUGGGGAAAAGGUCGCCGCUAACAUCAUCGUAUCUAACAACUCCAGGAAAUCUGUCCGCAACAUUCGCUGCAUGGUUGUACAGCAUGUUGAAAUUACCAUGAUUAACUCUCAAUUCAGCCGCCAUGUUGCAUCUUUGGAAAGCCGUGAGGGAUGCCCAAUUACUCCUGGUGCCAGCCUUUCUAAGACCUUCUACCUGGUGCCUCUGGCUCGCAGCAACAAGGAUAUCCGCGGUGUCGCUUUGGAUGGACACUUAAAGGAAGAUGAUGUCAACCUCGCCAGCUCUACUUUGGUCUCCGAAGGCAAAUGCCCUGCUGAGGCCAUUGGUAUUGUGGUUUCCUACUCGGUACGCGUCAAGCUUAACUGCGGAACCCUUGGUGGAGAACUCGUCACUGACGUACCCUUCAAACUGCUUCACCCAGCUGAAGGCACCGUCGAACGUCAACGCUUCAAUGCCAUGAAGAAGAUGCAAUCCAUUGAGAGACAUCGCUAUGAAAAUUCGAUGUAUGCCAAUGAGGAGGAAGACAACAUUGUUUUCGAGGACUUCGCUCGUCUCAGGAUGAACGAACCCGAAUAAGCAAUUGAAAACUUGAAGUCGAACAACACCAAAAAAAAGGGAAAAAAAUAUAAAAAUACAAAAAUAAUGUAAUCAAGCAAGUUAGACAACAUCUUGACCACAGAACCGUGCCGCUCAUUAACCUUAUAAUCGAUUCAUUUUCAUCCAUUAAAUACCUAUUUAUUUGGAUUUUAACCUGUAUAAUUUUACCUAAUUUAAAACUGUUUUCAAAUCAGUUAUGGAUAGUGUGAGUUUAAUCAUAGCUAAAUGAAUUGAAAUACAUGUGAUAUCGAUAAUUUAAAAAAAUGUCCAAAAAAAUAUCAUUAACAUCUAAUUGUAACCUUACCUUAUUUGUGCCUUUAUAAAAUUUAAUAUAUAGCUAUCACCAGA
Messenger RNA from Vanessa tameamea, 1726 nucleotides. RefSeq names its product arrestin homolog (gene Arr2). The transcript is spliced from 6 exons. Gene Ontology annotation, cellular component: cytoplasm. The record is from RefSeq and is a predicted model, not a curated record. Bases 134 to 1357 code for a protein of 407 amino acids. Gene Ontology annotation, molecular function: G protein-coupled receptor binding. Lineage: Eukaryota; Metazoa; Arthropoda; Insecta; Lepidoptera; Nymphalidae. Gene Ontology annotation, biological process: signal transduction; G protein-coupled receptor internalization.